UUUCAAUCUGCUGUAUUGUAAUGUGAUGAAAUAUUAUUCUAUGGAAAACGAGUGACAAUACAUAACAUAACAACUGAUGUAAGUAAUUACAAAGUAGUAUGUAUGCGGAAUUUUACAGUUGUAAAGAACAAGUACAGUUAAUUUUUUUGGAAUCUAAAACCCAUUUUUUGGAAUUAGUUUCCAAUAACAAGACCGAUUUCUAGCCUUCAGUUACAACAUAUAGCAUUACCAAAAUGUUUCUAGGAUUAGAUCUUUCGACCCAGCAAUUGAAAGGUGUAACUGUUAACGAAAAGCUAGACAUUGUCCAAGAAGUAGUUGUGGACUUUGAGAAAGAUUUCCCGUCUUAUAAAACCACAAAGGGUGUUUACAAAGAUGGUCAUGAGGUGGUAGCCCCAGUUCCUAUGUGGUUGGACGCCCUUGACUUGUUAUGUGUCAGACUUACCAAGGUAAUGGACGUGAGUAAGAUUCAGGGCAUUUGCGGAGCAGGUCAACAGCAUGCAGGUGUUUUCUGGUUACAGGGAGCUGAACAAGCUCUUGGUUCAUUAGAAACGAGCUCUACAUUGCAGAGUCAACUCGAAAAAUACCUUUACCCGAGGUCACCCAACUGGCAGGACGCUACCACUUCUCGUGAAUGUCGAGAAAUGGAAGCUGUCGUCGGUGGUGCUGGUAUCCUUGCUGAUAUUACAGGAUCCAGAGCUCAUCUAAGAUUCACGGGUCCUCAGAUCAAGCGCUUUCGUCGCUUACACCCAGAUAUCUACGAGAAGACUGAGCGCAUUGGACUCGCUUCGAGUUUUCUCAUGUCUGUUCUUUUACAGCGCGAGGCUCCUUUGGAGAUCAGUGAUGUUUGCGGUAUGAAUUUAUGGGAUAUUCGAAACGAACGAUUUGAACCCCGUCUUUUGGAUGAUGUUGCUGGUCCUUUUAAAGGGUCAGAUUUAGCUCAAAAAUUAGGACCCGUUGAGAUGAAUGGUGCAAAGCAUUUAGGCGGUAUUGGAAGUUACUUUACCAAGAAAUACGGCUUUUCACCUCAAUGCCAAAUCCUUCCAAUCACUGGUGAUAAUCCUGCUACUCUACUUUCUUUGCCAUUGCGUCCAGGAAAAGAUGUUCUUUUGUCGCUUGGUACAAGUACCACCGCUCUGAUGGCAACUUCUAACUACGUUUGCUCCCCAGAUUAUCAUAUGUUCGGCCAUCCUACAGUAACAAAUGAUUAUAUGGUCAUGCUUUGCUACAAAAAUGGCAGUUUGGCAAGAGAAAAUAUUCGCAAUAGCAUCAAUGAAAAAUAUCAAGUUCCCGAUAAGAAUUCUUGGGAUUUGUUCAACAAAUUUACCCUGACAGAAAGACCCAAAACAGGUACUCUCCCAGACCAAAAAGUUGGUCUAUACUAUCCUCUACGCGAAAUCAUUCCUGCUGUCGGUCCCGGUGUAUGGCGCUACAAUAUCCGCAAUAGCAAGUUGGAACCAAUAACAGAAACAUCGGAAUCAUGGACAAUCCCUGAUGAUGAUGCUCGUGCUAUCGUCGAAAGCCAAUUUUUGGACAUUCGUGACAGAAUUACACCUUUGCUUACCGAUGUGUCCCGUCCACAAAGAGUAUAUGUUGUUGGUGGUGCUAGUCGAAAUGAAGCCAUCGUUCAAAUGAUCAGUGAAAUAUUAGGAUGUGAUGUUUAUCGACUUAAGCAAGGAGCAAGUAAUGCUUGCGCCAUCGGUGGUGCUGUCAAGGCCGCUUACGCAAUGAACGCACAGAAACUUAGCUUUGACGACUUCGUUUUAAAAUCAUGGGAUGAAGAGAAGAAGGUUGAAUUAGUAAAAAGUAAACCCGAAAAAUCAGUUUACGAUACUUUUGGAAAGUUAAUGCCCUAUCUAGAACAGGCACAAGAAAUUGCUAUUCAUCAAACAGCUGAAUAGAAUUUCAGCCUACGUAUUAAUGAAGAACAUCAAAAUUUAUGAAACUGUUUUAAAAUGGUGAAGUUUGGCGUUAGUGCGAGUUGUUAUGAUGAAGACAUGCGUUUGUUUUGAGACGUGAUGUCGUAGCACGCUUGAGAAAUCUCAAUAGUCAAUAAUACGAUAACCAAUAAGAAAUAU
This is a messenger RNA of Schizosaccharomyces octosporus yFS286, 2075 nucleotides long. RefSeq names its product xylulose kinase. Gene Ontology annotation, biological process: D-xylose metabolic process; xylulose metabolic process. Gene Ontology annotation, cellular component: cytosol. NCBI's taxonomy places the organism in Eukaryota, Fungi, Ascomycota, Schizosaccharomycetes, Schizosaccharomycetales, Schizosaccharomycetaceae. The record is from RefSeq and is a predicted model, not a curated record. Gene Ontology annotation, molecular function: D-xylulokinase activity. The coding region runs from base 234 to 1898 and encodes 554 amino acids. The transcript is spliced from 3 exons.